Siniperca chuatsi (mandarin fish) is the source of this 5102-nucleotide messenger RNA. It is a transcript of the gene atp1b2b, whose product is annotated as ATPase Na+/K+ transporting subunit beta 2b. The transcript has 8 exons. The record is from RefSeq and is a predicted model, not a curated record. The coding region runs from base 381 to 1265 and encodes 294 amino acids. Gene Ontology annotation, molecular function: ATPase activator activity. NCBI's taxonomy places the organism in Eukaryota, Metazoa, Chordata, Actinopteri, Centrarchiformes, Sinipercidae. Gene Ontology annotation, cellular component: sodium:potassium-exchanging ATPase complex. Gene Ontology annotation, biological process: intracellular potassium ion homeostasis; sodium ion export across plasma membrane; potassium ion import across plasma membrane.
CGGAGGGAGUGCUUUACCGCAGUAUCACUAGAUUUCUGCACCACUCAUCAAAACUCUGCGGCAUGCAGACAAGAGCUGGGGGGGUAGGGCAGUUACUAGGUCUGUGCUGAGUGUAUGACUGCUACCUCUUACUGUUACUAUACCUGUUUUCUGUUAUUAGGUAGGCUACAGUAGGGUUUUUACUUCAGUUUCCAUUCAUUUGUGUGUUUGAGUAGACCUGUUUACCACCCACGGUGGUACAGUAGGGCUCUCUCUCUCUCUCUCUCUCUCUCGCUCUCGCUCGCUCGCUCUCUCUGCUGUCUGGCUAAUUGUUGCAACCCGGCGCUUAUUGCAUUAGGGCGCUUUCAUUAGAGGUUUGGGGUCCGAACUUGUAUGACAAAAUGGCAAAGGAUGGGGAAAAAAGCGAGUGGAAGGACUUUAUAUGGAACCCGAGGACGAGGGAGUUCCUAGGCAGGACCGCGAGCAGCUGGGGUCUUAUUAUUCUCUUCUAUGUAGUUUUCUACAUCUUCCUGGCCGGCUUGUUUACACUCACCAUGUAUGUCAUGCUGCAGACUUUGGACGACCACAAACCGACCUGGCAAGACAGGCUCUCCACACCAGGCAUGGUGAUUAGACCCAAAUCAGAUGAGGCCUUUGAGAUUGUCUAUGACAUCAAGAAGACUGAGAGCUGGGACAUGUACACUCAGGCCCUGGACAAGUUCCUGGCACCCUACAACUCCUCCAUCCAGGCCCAGAAAAAUGAUGAGUGCACCCCAGACCAGUACUUCCUGCAGGAGGACAGCGGCGAUGUGAAGAACAACCCGAAGCGCUCCUGUCAGUUCAGCCGCAACAUUCUGGAAGAAUGCUCUGGAAUCACUGACCGUUACUAUGGAUACCAGGAGGGCAAGCCAUGCAUCAUCAUCAAGCUGAAUCGGGUGAUUGGGAUGCUGCCAGGAAAUAAUGGACAGGCUCCGUUUGUCACCUGUGGCGCAAAGAGAUACAAAGUUGGCAAAGAUGAAUGGAGAGAAGACAGUGAGAAAAUUGGAGAGUUGCUGUACUUCCCUCCAAAUGGCACUUUCAACCUUAUGUACUACCCUUACUAUGGCAAGAAAGCUCAGGUGAACUAUUCUCAGCCUUUGGUUGCCGUCAAGUUCCUUAACAUCACUGCCAAUCAAGAUGUCAACAUCGAGUGCAAGAUCAACGCCAACAACAUUCCCACUGGUAGUGAAAGAGACAAGUUUGCUGGAAGAGUGUCUUUCAAGCUGAGGAUCAACACUAAUAACUAGGUUGCCCUUUUCCUCUCCUGAAAACUACUUUCUUCAUUCUCUGCAACAUUGCACAUACACAGAAACAAAUCUCAGUAUUCACACCCUUUUUAGGAUUUGUUUACAACCCCCAAAUUUUUUUGGGCAACUGUUUGUCCAGUUGUGUGAUGAGAUGAGGCAAGAAUAAAAGGGUGAUAAUCCUGUCAUUAUUUCUGUCUGUGAGCUUUGGGACAAAUUCUUUUCUGUAAAUUAGUUUGAGGUGACAUCUAUUUAUACUGCAUGACAAACUAGGGGAUAUAAAGGAUAUGAACAUGUGUUUUCAAAGUUUGCAAGGAUCAGCAAUAUUAACACUUUAUUGCUGCUCCCCUCCUGCUGCCCCCUUACAGAGUAUCCCUCUAUAUAUGAAUAUACACAAAUUACAAUACAAAAGGUGUAAAUCUACAGUAUUUAUAUGGUAUCAUAACCCUAUAUCGGUACGUCUAUUUUGUUGCACUUAAAAGAAUAAUCCAACAGACUCGCAUAUAUCUUGGCGGAUGGAUGCAGAGAUGAAGCCAUUUUGCAUGUGUGUAUUGUCUUAAGUGUGCUAUGAGGGCAGGAGGCCCCUGUGUUCCACCUCUCUGCUAAGUGUGAAAUAAGGUUAUGUUAAACCACUGACCACCAGGAGGGACCACACUGUAAUCUACUAAACCUCACGCACAGCAAGUGUGUGCUUUGAUAACAACAAGUAAGAUAGGCAUUUCCAUAAAAAUUGGAGUUACAGUAGAGGUCAAAACCUUUAAGAGUGUGUGUGUUUGUGUGUGUGUUCGUGUGCAUGUUCCAUUCACAGGUCCCAUUUCAUACUGUAGGUCGGGAAGUUGCAUGCAAUGUGCAAUAUUCAUUACGUGGCAUACAUUAUGAAUGCUUGAGUCCAUUCUUCAGAUGAGAUGACUUUCAUUAAAUGAUAAUUAUUUUUGGAUCAUUUGAUAUUCAUACGGGUUGGUCGGCCUGAGACUAUCGUUUAAAAUACACACGAUUCAUAUUUGGGUCGCUGGGAAUGGUCAUAUCAGCACCACUGACGCCAAAUGAAUUAUGACAGGAGAAAGUACAUCAGUCAUGUUUCACCUUAGGUUGACAAAAACAUGAUUUUUUUUUUGCCCCUAAAACUCUCAGUCAGUUAGUGGCUAAACAGAAGCUUCCAGGCUCCCAAACAACCAUGUGAAUAUCAAAUGAAAACUGCUAAAAUUAUCCUCCUGCUGCACAAUGAUGUUACACUCCUUGUCACUGUGUCUAUCAUUUUAUUCCCAAAGUUAACCAACAGCCAUUUUCAUGUGUCUCAAUUUUGAAUUAAUUUAAACAUAAAUAUUUAGAGGUUGUUUUUUUUUUGCGUGUAUUGCAUCUAUUUCAUAUGUAUCAGAAAUAGAUGCCAUUGUCAUAUUUUGUAUUGAUUUAAACUGGAAGUGUGCUUUUUUUCUUUUUUGUGAAGCUGAGUUGAAUUAAUUAUUGUGCAGUUUUGGAGGAGAAGGAUAUAGAAAGUUUGUGUUUGUUCCAUUUGUUUCAUUCAUACUCAUUAUCAUCCUCUAAAAUAUUCACCCAGGAUAUCAAAAUGUAUAGUUGUUACAUAUUCUUUUAAAGGUGACUAGAGUCUUGAAUAUGUGAGUUGUUAGUGCAUCAGAGUUUUGUUAUAUAGAAAUGAACAAAACUGCAGAUUUGCUUCCUUGACCACAUAUAAAUUCAUUACAUUUUUUGUUGUUGUUGUAGUUUUCCUCACUGUUGUAUGAGUAUCAGUCUGAAGGCAAAGCCAUUGUGAUAACUAGACAACUAGUUUGAACAACCAACCUUUUGAAAAAUCAUAGAUUAGGCCUGAGUUCAGCGCUGGAGCUUUUUACUUAACAUGCAUUCAUUGUGCAGUACAGGCACACAAAAUUGUAAGAAACACCUGCAAAUAUUGGCUGGAGAAAUCUGUAGAGUCACACUUUUAAACUCACAAGGCACAUUACCUUGGCACGGCCACAAAACUGUGCCAAUGCGACUGUGAUCCUGCAAUGUCAUUGCAGCAAAUGUGGAACGCGAGCAUCUGUUCACUCACAUUAAGGUCUGGCUCGACUCCACCACUUAAUUUCUCUCAGAGCAAUGUGUUUGUCAAAUAUCUCACAACGGUCUAAAUAGGACUUCAUUAUCUGAUACAGACUUGACAAAGAAAGAAAGAAAGAAAGAAAGAAAGAAAGAAAGAAAGAAAGAAAGAAAGAAAGAAAGAAAGAAAGAAAGAAAGAAAGAAAGAAAGAAAGACAAUUAGAUCUAAUGUGAUUGUCUGAUCCAUAUUGGAGGGGUUAUUCAUAAUGAAGGAUGUGUUCUAACAGUCAUCUGAGUUAUUUUUUUGCUUUUUGAGGCAGUCCACUGACCAGUUCACAUGCAUUUCUCCUCUGGCAUUUCUGCAACACAAUUUCACUGUAAUCUCUUAAUCUGGUCGACUAAUCCAGAGCAGGCAUGCUGAAUAUCUUUACCCUACUUUGUCGCUCCUCCUCCAUGUGUCAAACGCCUGAUUCACUGUAAGCGUCUUCAAAAUGGAUAAAGCAAGGUUUAUUCAUAUCUUCAAUGCAUCCAAUCCCAUUUCCCCCUAAUCAUCAUUAAAUUUAAGACCUUUUAAAUCACAACACAGCAAAUAAAAUGCUUCAUCACCUAAUUGGACAUUCUUAUUUUACUCAUGUGCAUGUGAAGAUUUGUUCUUCAACCAAAGAUUUUCAUGACAGUUAAAAUUGUAUUUAUUUGCACUGCACUGACACAUCCUCAGCAGCAGAUCUGAGUAAGGAUCUCAUGCAGAGAUACUGUAGGAUGCAGGUGGAGGGCUAAACACCCUGUGUUAUUAAAAGGCCUACUCUUAUAUAAUAAUAAUAAUACGCACAAAAGGAACAUGUCUCACUACAACAUAACAGUGCCUCCUGGUGGACAGACAGAGUUGUUCCCCAUUGUCACAGAACGUUUUUUCCUGUUAUCUCCAUUUAUCAGUUUUUUUUUCUGUGAUAAUUUGGAGAUGUCCUCAAAAAGCAAUAUAUUUCUUUCUUGUGUGGCUGUAUGAUGUAUUUAUUGGAAAGGCUGUAACAAAAUCAGCGCAACAUGUAUCAUCAAGAGUAAUGAAGAAAAAGGAAAGAACAUACAGAUAUUGCAUUCAGGCAGUUUUGCCAGUGUGCAUUAUCAUGAUGGAACAAUAUAAAAUGUAUUGUUUUGGUCAUAAAAGAGUAUUUUUUAUUGCUAUUUUGUUGUAAAGAAGAGAGAAUGUAUAAGCUUGGAUGGUAUCAUGGUAUGGGAGCUACCUGGUCAUCAUUUAAUUCAAUGAAUGGCAAAAUGUUGACAGCUUGGUUGGAAAAGUUUUUUUUAUGUAGAAAUGUUUUUGUCAUCGUUUGAGUCCUUUAUACUUUCUUAAAUGGAGCUCGUAAAGCUUGCAAUGAAAGUUCUCUGAACACUGGGGUCUGUUGCAUCAGUCAUUAAAGGUAAAUUGAUAGUGCGGUGAAUACAAUACAGAAUGAGCAGUGCUUUCUGAGAACUUUCAAGAGCAAAACCUUCAGAAACUUUUCAGAACAAAACUACAUCAGGGCCCAACGCAAAUGUCAGAGAGAGUCAACUAUUCAUGUUUCAAAUAAGGAAUCAUUUCAACAAACUUCAUACCCCCACCUAACCCCCCUCGUCUUAAAUUGUACUAUUGCCUAAGACUGUGGUGCAAGGAUAGUUCAAGAAAGAAAUCAGUUAAAUUUGUUGAGAUACUCUCGCCCAAAAGGAUGAUAAUUCUAUUCUGGGUCUUUAUUUUUUGCUCUUACUGUAUGUAUAUUUUUGCUCAUGUUUACUGCAAACCAAGAUAGAGAAAUAAAUAAAUGUCAUUUAAGGGAA